AUGAAUAAAGGAGAAAACUCAGACUCCAUCCCUAUUGAUCUCAUUCUUGAGAUACUCUCGAGAUUGCCUGCAAAGUCAAUCAAGAAGUUUCAGUGUGUGUCGAAGCUAUGGCGUUCCUUGCUUUGCAAGCCAUACUUCACCGAGUUGUUCUUGACUAGGUCAUCGUCUCGUCCACGUCUCUUAAUUGGGGUCAAACAAGACAGUGAGUGGUUUUUGUUUUCGUCGCCUCAGCCUCAGAAUCCAUCCUCUCCUGUCGUCUCCGCUGAUUCUCACAUGAAGAUUGGUCGUUAUGUCCUAACAUUAGGAACUGAAAAACUGAGUUGGAGGCUCAUCCAAUGUCCGUUUAUUCCCUAUAAUGAAUUUAUAGGUAAUGGGAUAUGCAUCAAUGGGGUUUUGUAUUACUUAAGUUACAACGGGGAUUAUUGGUUAAGUUGCUUUGAUGUUAGGUCUGAGAAAGUUAAGUUAGUUGGUGCAAGCACACUUGGCUAUAUUCAUUGGCAAACUAAAUUGAUAAACUUUAAAGGUAAAUUAGGUUUGGUUAAUACAUGGCAUACUUAUUGUGGUGGAUUUCCCCUUGAUUUACGUAUGUGGGUUCUUGAAGAUAUUGAUAAACAGAAAAUUUCUGCAUAUGACUAUACUUUAAGGACUGAUAAUGGUAUAGUCUUUAAGGAUGGCGACUAUAUUUCUGUUGUUGGGGCGACGGCUUCUGGUGAAAUUGUUUUGGUGAAGAAUAAGGCAACUGAACCGUUUUAUGUUUUCUAUUUUAAUCCCGAGAGGAACAUUCUCCGAAGUGUUGUAAUCCAAAGUGUUCGACAAAAAGGGAAAGAAUGGUCUACCCAUCAUCAAGAAGUUCACGUCUUUGUAGACCAUGUAGAGGAUCUUAAUUUUGAUGUUAUGAAGGCAAUAGAUGCUGCAACGUCUAUAAGCCGACCAGCACAACAACAUCAGCAACAACAACAUCUAUAA
Messenger RNA from Capsella rubella, 966 nucleotides. RefSeq names its product F-box protein At1g31080-like. The record is from RefSeq and is a predicted model, not a curated record. The transcript is spliced from 2 exons. Gene Ontology annotation, molecular function: protein binding. Lineage: Eukaryota; Viridiplantae; Streptophyta; Magnoliopsida; Brassicales; Brassicaceae. The coding region runs from base 1 to 966 and encodes 321 amino acids.